Sitodiplosis mosellana (orange wheat blossom midge) is the source of this 2714-nucleotide messenger RNA. RefSeq names its product facilitated trehalose transporter Tret1-like. Gene Ontology annotation, molecular function: transmembrane transporter activity. Gene Ontology annotation, cellular component: membrane. The record is from RefSeq and is a predicted model, not a curated record. The transcript is spliced from 8 exons. Bases 939 to 2429 code for a protein of 496 amino acids. Gene Ontology annotation, biological process: transmembrane transport. Lineage: Eukaryota; Metazoa; Arthropoda; Insecta; Diptera; Cecidomyiidae.
CAACAUAGACAGAUAUUCAAGUGUGUUGAUGUAAAUAUUAGAUUACAGCAUAAAAACGGCUCCUCUACAAAACACGUGCAGUGUGUUGAUAAGAGUGAGUGUGUCCGAAUGCUCGGCACCAAAGAGAGAAGGAACAACGAUACGAACCGAAGCGACGUCGACGACGACGACAACGACGACAGCACCGACAGAGCACACACUGGGUAUCUACUAUAUCGUAAGAAAAUAAGGCCGUAGACACUGGGCGUCCAUUAGACAGUUCGAAUAAAUAAAACCAAACGGCACGCUCAUGCGAUCAGUUGAGAGCGGAAAGUAGCAUCAGUUUGACAACGCACAGCCAAAGCAAUCUCUCGCUCUCAAUUUCCCAAACAAUAAAACAUUUUCUGGCAAAAAAUUUCGCGUUGAUUUGUACGUUGCACAUUGUGUUUAGUGUGACAUUGGACUUUUUCGUACUGAAUCGCGCUUAUACCGUCAAAUUUGUGCAUAAACAAUAAUAUUGCUGUAUUUAAAUUUAGUUUUUGGCCAGUGCUCACGUUUUCAUCGAUGCGGCUCAGAAUACUGUGACUUUUUUUUAAUUCGAUUUGUCUUUGUCGUUUCAUAUUUAACAUCAAUUUUUGAUUUCGAUUUUUUUUUGCUCCGGCACGUAUUUCACCAGUAUUUUCCUUUGUAUAAACAGUUUCUUUUUUGAAGUUUGGCACAUUAAUAGCAUCGUCGAUGUGAGAUCGACAUUUAAAUAAUUUGAUGCGAAUAACAAAUAGCUUCGUGAAUGUUGAAUGAUAAACUGUGAUCCAACUAUUUUUAUUACCGAUUCGUUGUGCCGCAUAUCAUCAGUUUGGUGAUUCGAUUGCAGUAUAUUUGAUGCAGUUGUAUAAUAUCGGUCGACAAUUUUACCCACUUAACUGUAGUCUUUAUUUGUAACCAAUUUUUAUACGUACAAAAUGACGGUCGCCACCAAAGAUAUUCCAUCCAGUGAACAGAGAAACAGUACCAGAAACCAAUACCUUGCCACAAUUAUCGUGAAUUUGACCACUAUUUUAUAUGGAUAUGCAUCUGGCUGGACCAGUUCAAGUCUACUCAUUUUGGAAUCGGAUGAACUUACGCCGCUCGUUGAUGGAGCAAUGAAUCAAGAGCAACGAUCGUGGGUCACAUCACUUUUUGCCAUAUCUGGUGUGGUUGGAACGAUCUGUUAUUAUUUUAUUGCCGAUUUUUUAGGACGAAAAUUACCUCUUUGGAGUCUGGCUAUUCCCCAUGGAAUAAGCUGGAUUCUUAUCGAGUACGGCAUAUAUCCAUGGCAAUUGUAUUUGUCGAGAAUAUUAGCUGGUUUGGUUUCUGGUGGUGGUUUUGCUCUGGUUCCAAUUUUCAUUUCUGAAAUAUCCGAGUCACAGUAUGUAUCCAUUUCGGUUCUGAACGAAAAAAUCUCUGCCACUUUGCGAAUUCUCAUUAUUCGGGGUCGGCUUGGUUCACUUUUGAUGCUUUCGGCCAACUCUGGAUUUUUAUUUGGAUUCUUGGCCGGUUACUACCUUUCAUACUUUGAAAUACCGUAUUUUGGGAUCAUUCUAUCGAUAGUAUUCUUAGUGUCUUUUACGUACUUCCCUGAAACGCCAUCAUUCCUAUUGCGAUGCAAAAAAGAAGAGCUAGCGGAACGUUCUUUUAGAUUCUAUCGAAAUGUCAAGAAAGGUGAACCAAUGCCAGAAAAUAUUGGCAAAGAAUGGGAUGAACUUCAAAAAGGGCUAGAAGAAAUGAUGAAAUCGAAGAGCAAAAUCAAAAACAAUUUCGAAUAUAAGGAUUUGUUUAAAACGCGUGCUGGUCGUAAGGCGCUCAUAAUUGGCAUUGUUUUUGUCUUCAUGCAUGAGUUCUGUGGAGUUUUUACGAUGCUCAACUAUACGGCGAAGAUUUUCCUUGAGAGCGGUUCAACCAUUUCACCAAAACUCUCGGCAAUAAUCGUUGGACUGAUUCAAUUGAUUGGAACCUAUUUCGCGACAUUCUUUGUUGAUCGUCUGGGCCGUAAGAUCCUCUUAGUUUUGUCUUCAAUCGGAACGGCUAUAUGCCUGGCAUGUCUUGGUGCAUAUUCAUACGCACAUUCAAUCGGAAUCGAUGUCAAGCCAUACUCAUGGGUAUCGAUUGCCAGUUUCUCCGGCAUGAUGUUUUUGGCAGCCGUUGGACUGAUACCUCUUAUGUUUGUCGUCAUUGCUGAAGUGAUGCCUGAGAAGGUUCGAAGUAUUGGAUGUACAAUUUGUUUCUGUCUGUCCUGGGUGCUGGCAUUUUUGAUGGUGAAAUUCUUUGAAUCAGUUAUCGAUCAAAUUGGCUUGUUCGGGUGUAUGUUUUUGUUCUCCAUUUGUACCGUGUUUGGGGCCAUCUUCAUCAUUAUAUUCAUUCCAGAGACUAAAGGAAAAACUUAUGCGGAAAUUGCUGCCAUUUUAGAUCGUUAAAAUUAUUCAAUGUUGUUUCAUAAACACAUUUUGAAAAAAAAAUCCUUUUAAGAUGCAUGUUGAUAGAUAUGAUAUUGAGAUUUAUGAAUUUUUAUAUAAGAACUUACUCAUGUCUUGUACUUACGUCGUUGAUACUUAUUUUUAUCUAGAUUUUUAUACAGAAAAACUUAUUGUUGAAAAUAAAUGGUAAAAAAAAGAAUGAUGUUGUUUUAGAUUUUUCGUGACCAAAGUUGGAUUCAAGGAAACAAACUCAAGGCUAGAAAAAGAAUUUUCUGCUCUAAAAAU